AAAUCGUUUGACAAAAUCGAUCACAAUCCUCCGGUCUACAAGCUAUUUCAAUUAGGUAUAUAUAGAAAAACAUCCAUAUGGAUUAGAUAUUUCCUUUAAAUACGAAGACAAAAUCUCUUCAAUCAGAUAUACCACAUUUGGUAUCAGGGGUACCGCAAGGGUAUGUCCUUAGGCCUUGCCUUUUCUUAACAUAUCAGUCACCUGCCAGGCUCACUUAAAAGCACCGUAAGACUCGUUGUUGAUGAUAGAGUACUUUAUCUCACUAUAAAUAUCAUGCAAGAUUGUGAGACUCUCUAGCAGUACCUCCAUAAAUUAGAGUUUUGGAAAAAUACCCGGUCAAAGGAGUUGAAUUCCGAUAAUGCGAAGUGAUUAGGGUAUAGAAAAAGAAAUAAAAAAAAACAUUGCUUUUCGCUAUAAGCUACAUAUCCAUGAAUUUAAAACUAUAAAAAUGCUUAAUAUUUAGGCAAACCAGCAGUGUUAGAUCACAAAAAAAGACAAACAAGACUCUAAAAUACAUGAAAAGAAAUGAUCAAACAAAUGAUAAAUGUACAAAUUUAAGAAACUCCGUAUAAAACAUGUUCAACCAUAAUUGGAAUAUUGCUCAACUGUUUGGCAUUCAACAACCUCUAACAUAUGGAAUUGAAAGAGUACGAAAGGCUGCCGCCAGAUAUGUUCAAAUCAACUAUGUCUGUAGAUGAAGCAUCACAGAAAUGUUAACUGUACUGGCAAACGUUAGAAACAAGGAGAAAUUUCACAUCCCUACAUCCCUGAUUCUUUUAUAUAAAAUCCGUCAUUCCAAUGUUUUUCUUUUGUAGAUCACCAGUACCGGCUAGACUCUCAGGACCUUCACUUUUAUAUUCCCUCCUCUCGCACCCAUUUUCACAAGAACUCAAUUUUUUCCCCAAGAACCAUUAGACUCUGAAACAACCUACCACAUCAUGUUAAAUCUAGUGCUACUCUUAAUGAGUUCAGGAGUGGCCUAGAUUACUGAUGUUCAAACUUGAAAUAUAUGUUUUAUCAUCUUUUAACCUGUAACUUGUAAUAUAAUAGUGCUGAUUUUAAUAUUGCACAUUAAUUUGUGUUUUCAAUAAAGGCUUUAUCAUCAAAGUGUCGACCAGACAGUCGCCUCCCAGUCCCAGUCAGUCAUUGACAAUGGGGACUAUCUAGUUCUGGCUAACAUAACUUAACUGACACUGUUUUUAUUUUCUGAUGGUCGCAUUCAUUAAGUCAUGGCGAAACCCCAUUUGUUUAACUAACCAGUAUCAAACCGCAACAUCUCGCACAGUCUCUCGUGAGAAUCUCAUGAUGUCAUGCAACAGUUCAGAGCACGUGGUUAUUCUUGAAAAUCAGUAUCAAAAUUUUACCUAUUUAUGAAUUUAAUUUAAUCACAUAAAAUCUAUAAAACAACAUACAAUUUCUCAGAAAAUGUCAAUAAAUAACGAUUCUCUACCGCCUAGUGGUUUUUCAAAAUGAAGAGUACCCUGAUCAGGUGACAACUGCAAUGACGGACAAAAUAUUGCAGACAGGGGUUCUAAUUUGAAACUUGUGUUCAAAUUAUGUUGCAUGGAUUAUUUAUGCCAGAUCAAAAGGAAAAUUGAUUAGAAAUAUUGUAUAGUAAAAGGUGAGUCCAUUGCAUUUGAUAAAAUUAUAGCGUGACUAAUUUCUGGAACGAUUCCUGGUUAGGUGUCAGUACGGGAUUCAUUUUAGCUCAGAGAUCCGUAACAGCAUAUUAUAUAAAUAUCUCUGAGCUGAACUUUUAGCUAGGGACUACUGUGCAGAUGUAGACAAAUUGAUUGUGAAACGUACGGGACUGUAAUACGAGCCACGCUAAAUGAUUGUUCGUACGGGACCGUACAAAGAGCCACGCUAAUCUAUUUUAAGAAACAAAACAACAACCCAUACGAAAAAGAAAUUUAAUAAAAGGUCAAUAAAAAGCAAACAAAGGGCUAGCAAAAGGUGUGUGGUUACAGACUUUUAUGUGAGGUUUUGAAAGUUGGGUAGGCGACUCUAGGCCGAGAAGCUCUGAAAACUGUUUACUGCCUCCAAGUUCAAGAAGAGGCAGCAAAUGGAAGCGGAUUUCCACUUAUUCUGAUUUUCGUCAGAACAUAUUAAUUUAACAACAGAUAGCCCGAUAGGGUAAAAACAUGACCCAUCCAAAUCGUACCAUCACUUGUGCAACCAUAGGAGAAGGAAAUUUGCUUCUAUGCUGUCUCAAAGACCUGCGGCAUCGAAGUUUUCACGUAAAUGCAGUUUUCACUACCACCGAGUGCGUGGAGACAUUUUGCCGUGAAAACAAGAUACCCUGCUAUAAACGAAACGAAGAUAUUGUCAAAAUAUUAAGCAGCUAUGAAACAGAAUUUCUAUUUAGUAUCUCAAAUCCACGAAUUCUGAAGGAAGAUGUGUUGCGAAUCCCAAAGAAGCUUACUAUUAAUUAUCACGACAGCCCGCUUCCGGCUUACGCAGGCGUGCACGCAACAUCUUGGGCAAUUAUGCGCGGGGAACGACACCAUGGAAUAAGUUGGCAUGUAGCCGAAGCUGGCAUUGAUACAGGGAACAUUCUACAGAGUGAAGCUGUUGAAAUUAUCGAAGACGAUUCGGCAUUUACGUUGAAUUUGAAAUGUGUAGAGGCAGCAAAACGCGCAUUUGGCAGGCUGCUUAAUAACAUCGUUGACGGUGAAAUAAAUCACAAGAAACAACCAAAUAGUGGAAGAUCGUAUUUCGGCCUGCAUGAGAUUCCUCCGGAUAUCGGUGUGUUGAACUUUAAUGAUAACAUUGACAAUGUCUAUAAUAUGGCACGAGCACUGGAAUUUGGACAUCAUGACAAUGCUCUUGGCACUCCAAAGGUGAAAACAUCUACAGAAAAAUUUUUGUUAGUGACAAAUGCAACAAAACCAAAUAAGGAAAAAUAUCCCAAAGGGAAAGCUCCUGGAACCAUUUUAGAAAUAAUUGAUGACACUUUAGUUGUAGCUACAAAAUCAUCCCCAAUACAUAUAAGUGUUGCACAUCUUAAUGGUUCAGCUAUUUCAAAAGGACUGUUUCCUGCACAUGACUUGGUCGUUGGAGAUAGAUUAGGCAAUAUUAUGCAUGUCGAUGUAAAUGAUCUUAAACCCGUGAAGAAAAAGGAAACUUACUGGCGGAGAAAACUUGGUAAAUAUGAACCAACGAUGUUCUACAGACAAAAAAUGAACGUUGUAGCAAGUAUUAUUGAUGUGUCUUCAGGGGUUAACGUAAAAUCCGAAAAAAUUGAAUUGCCGACGUUGCAAGAUACAGUGGGAGAUGUCUCUGAAAGAGGAUUAUUUCUGCAAGCAUGUUUUGUAGCCUUUCUUGCAAGAAUAAACUGCACUCCGACAGUCCAUAUUGGAUUUCUUACUGACAAAAAAGACAUACCAAAUGAAUGCAUUGACUUGUAUUCUGAUAUAUCACCAGGCAUUUUUGAUGUUGACAUCGGAUCAACUGUUAGUAACGUGUUUGAAAAAUGCCUGAAGGAAAUCAAGUCUUUAAAAGAGGCUAGCACUUUCUUUCACGAUAUUUUCUACCGAUAUCCGGAGUUACAUGGUCACCAGCCAACACCGCAGCACAAUAUGGUGGUGGUAGGGCCGAAGCAGCUCAGCGAUCAAUAUAUUCAAAGAAUAAUGCUCAACUGCAACAUACUGAUUCGUUUUGGCCGGGAAAAAGAGUCAGAAAUGGAAAUUCUUUCUCACGAGAGGCCAGCUAAAGACUUUGGACACAUAUUGGAUGUCCUGCAGCACUUCGCGACAUUUUUGAAAGCAACAAGCGACAUAAAAGAGGCAUUGGAUCUGAAAAGUUUGUCCAUGGUCUCUACAGAUGAGAUGAAUCAGUUCUAUAAGGUCCAAUCACAGGAGGAAAACGACAGAAUACAGACAGAAUAUAUUUCUAGACUCAUUGAUCACCAGUGCAAUCUGACGCCCCUUAGUAUCGCACUAAAGACAACAUCAUGUAUGAUGACCUACAGCAAACUAGCAAAUGAAGUAGAUAUUAUGCAGACUUUCCUCACGAAAUCAAUACACCAAUCAGACGGCGAGCAGGGGAAGCCAGUUGUUGCCAUUCACGCUCCAAACUCCAUUUCUUACGUCAUUUCCGUUUUAGCUCUGGCAAAAUGUCACAUGGCAUUCCUACCAAUUCCUUAUGAUUUACCGGCUGACAGAAUCGUCUUUACACUCAAUGAUUCAGAAGUAAAGAGAAUGAUAAUGACGAGGAGUAUUUUUGACAAUUAUGACAUGAAAGGACUGAUACCGUUUAUGAAACUGGUAGCAGAGCAUGAAAUAGCAGACGAGAAAGUAGUUCUGGUUGAAUUUGAUCGUGUAUUUCCAAAUGAAAAUGAAGAAAGUCUUGUCCCUGAUAACAAAGAAAGUGAUUUCUUGUAUCUGAUGUACACUUCAGGCUCAACAGGACGCCCUAAAGGAGUGAAAGUUAAAGAAUCUGGAGUAAUUAAUCUGGCACGUGCACAAAUUAUGUGUUGGGACAUUGUUCCUGGAGAUGUUGUUGCCCAGUUUGCAUCUAUUGGGUUUGAUGCUUCAGUCUCUGAAAUAUUAACGGCUCUUCUUUCAGGAGCAUCCUUAGCUGUGCUUGAUGUAUCAGAGAGACUUGGAAAUGACUUCCUGGUUGCAAUGAAUAAGUUGAAAGUUUCUGUCAUUACUCUUCCACCGUCGGCUCUAAACAUAUACUCUCCAGAAGAACUGCCAGAUAUUAGAAAGGUUGUAGCGGCAGGCGAAGCGUGUACGCUGAAUUUGACAAUUAAGUGGACAUCAGCCAAAACCGUUAGAUUUUUCAAUGCUUAUGGCCCAACAGAAGCGACGGUCUGCGCAACUGUGUACGAGCACUUUCCAAAGACAUUGUACGAAGACGUAAAUCGAGACCUCCCUGUAGGGAAAGCCAUUGAUGGGGUUCACGUCUAUCUGUUUGAUGACUUCAUGCAUCCGAUUCCUCCAGACGUUGUUGGAGAAAUAUACAUUGGAGGUAAGGGUCUAGCUCACGGGUAUAUUGGUCACGCACAGCAUUUUACCAAAGAACGAUUCAUACAAAAUCCGUUAUCUAAAGAACCAUUACUCCUUUACAAAACCGGAGACCAUGCAUUUCAGGAUACAGAUGGAAAUAUCACAUACGUGGGAAGAAAUGAUGACCAAGUGAAGAUACGUGGACAUCGUAUCGACCUGAGCGAAAUAGAACAGGUACUUAUACAACAUCCAAGAAUAGAUAUGGCUGUAGUCGUGGUCCACAAAUGUGCUGCAACAAAUGAGCUGUCAGUGGCCGCCUACGUUGCCCCUACAUUUAUCUACAUAUCUGAACUAAGAGAGUAUCUAUCAAAGGUAUUGCCCCGAUAUAUGAUACCGACAUACAUAAAGAAAUUAGAGGUGAAAGAUCUGCCGAAGACAUUGAAUGGAAAAAUCAAUCGUAAGAAACUUGAGGUAGACGAGGGCAUCCAUGAGCAGGACAAAACAAAUGGUCACAGCCAUUUGAAUGAGACACAACUGAUGGUCGCCAAGUACUGGUGUAAUGUGUCCAAGUACGACGAGUCUUUCGUAUAUUCACUUCACCGAAAAAGCUCAUUCAGGGAAAUGGGAGGCAACUCUUUGCAACUGGUCCUGUUGCUAAGAUCGAUUGAAGAUGAGAUGAAAGUAAACCUUUCGUUCACUGAUCUUGGGACUGCCGAUACGAUUGAAGAAUUUGCUGAGGUGAUACGACGUCGCCGAGAUAUUAAAGCAAAGAAUGAGCAGAAUGAUGUAAAAACAAGAAGUGAAUUAAGAGAAAUGAUAUUUCAUGAUUCAGAGCUUGAUGCUAGUAUUUUUCCACAUCCAGAAAGACGACGGUCUGUACAGUUCACACAUUAUACAACACUAGUAAAUAAAUGCAUAAAAAAGCACCCCAAAAACAUUCUCCUGUCUGGAGUGACUGGUUUCCUUGGAGCUUUUCUUCUGGCAGAGGUUCUUGAACAGUCAAACUCCCAUGUCUGUUGUAUGGUUCGUGAAACAACUGAAGCUCGAGGCACUGGUCGUAUCAUCGACAAUUUGCAAAAAUAUGGUCUUUGGAAAUUCGAGUACACUUCCCGUAUAGCUGUCGUUAUUUCAGAUUUGUCAAAGAAAAAUCUCGGUAUUGCGCCUGACGUCUACAAGUCCCUGUGUAAUGCAAUCGAUGUCGUCUUCAUGAACGCAGCACACAUGAAUUUUAAUACAUCGUACGAAGACCACAAAAUACCGAACGUUGAAGGUACGAAAGAGUUUAUUAAGCUAGCUUCCACAGGCGUCCAGAAAUAUUUGUUCACUACAUCGUCGCUGAGCGUGUUCUUGUUCCCAAAAGAACAGGUAUUGAGUGCUACUGGAAGACGCAAGUGCAGCGAGUCGGAAUUCUUUGACGACCCAUUGCUUAUUGAAGGUGGUUAUGGACGAAGUAAAUGGGCCAGUGAGCGCCUAAUCAUGCAAGCUUUAGAUUUCUUACCCGGCGGUGCAAUAUUUCGACCAGCUCGUGUAUCGGGACGAAGUACUGAUGGAGUCGGUCCAAAGAACGACCUUUUUGCAUCUACAAUGAUUGGCAUGAAACAGAUGGGAUCAUAUCCAGAUAUGGAUUUUCCAUACGACCUUACACCAGUAGAUUUCUGCGCUAAAGCAAUGAUCGAAGUGACAUUGAAAAUUUGCAAUACCAAGUGCGAAACUUCUGAAAAGGUGUACCAUCUCUUCAACAAAAAUACGAUACCAUUUCGUGACCUGUUCAAAGAGAUAGGAUUGAGAGGCAUUUCUCUGGAUGACUGGCGGAAGGAGCUAAAGCAAAUCGACAGCAGUAAUAGGGCACUUGCUCCACUGACGCCGUUCUUCAUGUCUGGAUUCUGGGACAAGGCUCCUGACUGGCCAGUAUUCGACACGAGCAACCUUGACAACGCAAUAUCUGACGGCACAAAGGCACUUUUAAGGCCUUCUGGUGAACUCUUACAAACAUACAAAACAUUUUUCGGCGUUUAAGAAAAUAUAUUAACAUAGAAAUGUCAAAAAAAAGAUAUAAAACAUCUUUUCGAAUAUACAAAUAGAAAGACAAAAUUGUAAAAAAGUAAACGAGAAUGCAGUUGAGAAAUUUGUAAUUAAUUAAAUGUCAUAUACACACUACGUAACUUAAAGCAUGACGCGAUACACACAUAGAUGCGGUUAUUUCACGAAAAAAUCUAAAAAUUAUUUCUUGAUUAUUUUACACUUAAUGAAAAGGACCAAAAGGCAGUAAUGAAUUGCUGUGGAUUGGCAAAAACAAUAAAGCAUUAAAAAUACGAUGUGGCGCUUUUAGGCAUAUCAGAACCGUAUUUUUAUAUAUGUAAGGGUCUAUGCAAAAACGUUGUUCAUUUGACCGGAAUGUGUAGUCACGUAUAUAUUUUUUGCGUGAAUUCUUUAAUAUAUUAUCAUAAAUUAAUGCAGUAAUCAUUAGUUGCAAGUAUCGGUGAAAAAGGAUUUCUCUUUGCAGUGCGGGUUGACAAUGACAGAAAGUAUUCUAUGUGGGGUUACAUGCAAAAAAAUGUGUUCUGUAACCAAAGAAUUCACAGUGUAUAUAAUUAUAAUCAUAUAAUCACAGUGUAUAUAUUAUCAUAUAAGUAAAGUGCGACAUUGCUAUGGCCGUGAAGGUACAUUUUGUUCAAUUUAACUAUAUAUAGCUGUAUUUAUAUACCGCCUAAUACUAAUAUUUUGAAACGAGCAUUUCCCAAGAGCGAUGACAUUACAAUGACAAAAAGGAAAUGAUCUAAAGUAAUUAUUUUUGUAAGACUAUUACAGUAUGAAAAGUGUUUAUCAUCAUAUUGUAAAAAUAUAACUAAAUCUGAUAUGCCAUUGAGGCCAGACAAAAAUGUUUUGUUUUUACGACCUUAAAUAAAACGAGCUUCAGUCAAUUUCACGCCUCUGAUGGGAUUUGCCAAACAUGAAUUAUAAGUCAAUACUCGUAAAGAUCUUAAUUAUUAUUGUCAAAAAUAUUCUAAUAUCCGUACCAAAUAUUUGCCACGCAUUUCGUGGCCAAAUGUCAAUUUAUUUAACUGUCUAGUGAGUUCAAAUAAAAGGAAAACUAUUUUGAAUAUUUGUAAAUACCUUAAAGAAGCAUUUAGUAUCAGAAAUGCAGAGGUGUAAUUAUGCACUUAAUAAUUAUGAUAACUGUUUAUAGGUAAUAUUACCUUUUUCUGUUCAUGCUGCCGCUAUAUGUACAUGCUAUUAUAUACAUACUAUCAACAUAUUCAUAACAUGUCAUGUAUGAUUACAUAUCUAUUGUAUCAGUAUUUUCUUUAUUCUGUUCAUUAGCCAAAGGCAAGUUCUUGUCGAUGUUUGCUAGUAAAAUGUUGUUGUUGUUAUUAUAUUGAAACAUCAUUGGUUCUAUUUAAUUCACAUUUAAUAAUAUGUGACGUGUCAACCCGUUUUCUUUUUUUUUCACAUGAAAAAGGUAAUUUGUACUAACGGAGCAUUUGUAGUUCGUAUAAAUUGAUUAUUUUGCCUAAUUUAAGCUCAUAAUUAUAUACUGUACAAUGUAACUUCAUAAACGUCGUGUAGUUCAAAUAUCAAUUUUGAUCGGGAUUGGGAGUCUAUCUACCAAAUCUGUCCAAAUUGAAUGAUGGUCAAUGCCGUCAUAGAAAUUUAGCAGGGUACAUUAAAAUUCAGUUUAAUGUUAAAACAAUUGAUAGAAACUUCUACACUCAAUUACUUCUGUAGAAAUCAUUCUUUUCAAUCAUUUAUUUUUCUCGUUUUGGUGUUAUUGUUCUUAGUCUUGGGUGCAAUUCAUUUCGAAAUAUUAUGGGGACAUAUUAAUAGGUCAACACAGCAGCUGUAUAAUCAAAAUUAUUACUAGUAUAAAACUGAGAGUUGUAUGAAUCAAGUCUGCCUACAUUUAAUAUUCACCUGGAGUAUAAAUCAUUCACUCAAUUUGUACUCAUAUUUAUUUAGUUUGUAAAUUUUAUUUAUAAUUUCUUGUUAUUGCGUUGAUAUAGAGAGAUGAAGAUUGUAUAAAUGUUGAAAAUAAAAGCUACUGAAACAUA
Mercenaria mercenaria is the source of this 9004-nucleotide messenger RNA. RefSeq names its product linear gramicidin synthase subunit D-like. Gene Ontology annotation, biological process: biosynthetic process. Bases 2145 to 6971 code for a protein of 1608 amino acids. The record is from RefSeq and is a predicted model, not a curated record. NCBI's taxonomy places the organism in Eukaryota, Metazoa, Mollusca, Bivalvia, Venerida, Veneridae. The transcript has 3 exons.